Molecule: messenger RNA, 1622 nt
Organism: Triticum urartu
Lineage: Eukaryota; Viridiplantae; Streptophyta; Magnoliopsida; Poales; Poaceae
Source: RefSeq, a predicted model, not a curated record
CACUAGCACAGCAUGGUUCGUUCGCCCUCAUAACUUUUGUUAUGACAUUAUUAAUGUUGUUCAGAAAGCAGUUUUAGUGAAGAUUGAAUGGUUUUUAGAUUAAGUAGAAAAUAAAGGAGUACUCUUCUGUAGUGUAUUGUUGUUCAACUGAGACAUAUGCAGUGUGUUUGAUGGCCGCAGGAUAAUUAAAGCCAAGGUAAAGACUAUACAUUCACAAUUCCUAUAGUUAUAAACAAGAAAAAAAGAUAUAGGCAAGUACUAUUGUUUUAGAUGCCGGUAAAAUGGACUAGAAUUUCAUGAGCUGUUUAGUCAGCAUGCUACCGCUCAUCAGUGCGGAGGACCAAAUUUUUUCGAGGUAGGGCAGCCGAUACUACAGCACGUGAGACUUCCUCACUGCUGGCCUCUAGCGCCACGGCGUGCGCCUCGACCGUCCAGUUUGGCAUCCGGUACCAGCACUCCCGCUGCCUGCUACUAGCCGCUAGCCCGCCGGGGUUCGUGCGUGGCAUGCGCCUGAGCUCGUGGUUUGUGUUCUGUUGUUCCUGUUCGUACCUUCGUGAUGACUGGUCCGGUACGUCGUGUGUGUGUGUGUGUCGUAUGUGCAGCUAUCAGGCAAGGGCAUGACCCAAGUCACAGCCCAACAUCAAAGAGAACUCUUCCUUUCAGUUACUUAUUGCACCUGUCAUCUGUCGAUCGAGCGUGUUUGCCGGAAAUAAAGGUUCCGCCGGUGCUACCACUAAUAUCCUUGUACUGUAGUAGCUUCAGUAUUUCUCCCACUUUUUCUGCUACAUGUGUAAAUGUAGUUACAAUUGAGAAAGCGAGAAAUAUUUGUUUUGUGAAAAAAAUUGACAUAUCUUUGUUAUCUAGAUAUCAAAUUUAUUGCAAAUUAUUGCUGAAUGCAUCUUCAUUUGAGAAAAUGUGGACGGCCACAGGAGAAACAUAAACUUUGUCAUAUAAAGUUGGAAGUGUUUAACUGCUCAAACUUUCUACUUUGCAAACAAAUAAAGUGAUGCAAGGUAUUCAGAUGUCUACGGUUGAUGAGAAUUUACACUGAGUUCAGCAUUAAAGUAUUUAAUUGUUGCUUUUGUGAUUGCUACUGUUUCAUGGUUUCAGAAACAUGUCUAUUGUGGACUGUUUCAUAGCUUAUCUUUUCCAAUCUUUUAUCUACAUAUAUCUACCUCAUGUUAAUGCACUAUCAAAAUUGUCUCAUUAAUUCUUGUCACUUUCUCAAAUAAAAAUUAUCCUUUGCCUGGCUUGCCCCUAAUUAUAUAAACCCUGUCAAAAUUCUAAAUCUUAUUUCAUAUGCAGAACUCGAAGAAUUUCAAGAAAGAUCAUUGCUUCAAGUCUAAGGGCUCAAAAGCAGUUGACCAUUACCUGUCACAGUAUACAAAACACCUAUCUAAUAUUGGGGGAAAUUCAGCUGAUAUGUUCAUAUGUGAAUCAUCCACCCAAUUAGCUACAAUGCUUUCCAAGGCCAGUACCAUACCAACAUUGGAGCCAAAAGAGCAUGUGGUAACAUCAAAUGCCAAAUUGGAGACAGACAUAGGGUAUGAAAAUUUACGCAGAAGAGAAGGGCCCAUCACUCCAGAGUCUAGGAAAGUUGGGUAAAUGUAAUCUUUUUAUGG